Molecule: messenger RNA, 1976 nt
Organism: Filobasidium floriforme
Lineage: Eukaryota; Fungi; Basidiomycota; Tremellomycetes; Filobasidiales; Filobasidiaceae
Product: Metallo-dependent phosphatase-like protein
Exons: 12
Coding region: 1-1539 (512 amino acids)
Cellular component (GO): cytoplasm; nucleus
Molecular function (GO): protein serine/threonine phosphatase activity
Source: RefSeq, a predicted model, not a curated record
AUGGGUCAAACCCCUUCCAAGAAGAUCGGUCGGACCAAGUCCAAGGAGCUCUCGCACUAUGAUAGCUUUUCCAAAGCGGGCAGUCACCCGAACGUGCCUACGGCACCCAUGGCAGGCAGCCUGGUCAUCCCACCACUCAAAGCGGACUCGGACGGGUCGAGCGGUGCAGCACCUCUCGAAGUGAGCACGCCAGGUGCGAGAAAGGGGAGCGGUCCCACGAGCGCCGUCAGGGGAAGAGGGAGCGUAACUUCUGGAGCUGCUGCAGCCGGUGCAGCCGUACAAGGUCGAUCAAAGUCGCCUCCACCACCUACGGCGUCAUCUCCUGACGAUCCCAACGUCGCUGGAAGCAAUCUGGACGCCACGAUCACCGCGAGCUCACCCGACAGGAACAGCAACAACCCCUUUCGCUCCUCCUCUCCACCUCCACCAUCCGCCUUUUCCACCUCGCCAAGCGCCAACCUCUCUGCCGGUCCAGGUUCAUCCAGCUUGUCCACCUCGCCCAGCCCGCUCGGACUCGGGACGACGAACAAUCCGUCGGGUAACAAUUUUAACCGCACACUCGACGUGGAUAACAUGAUCUCCCGGUUGCUAGAAGCUGGGUACAGUGGGAAAGUGACCAAGAGCCCUCCUCUCAAGAAUGCCGAGAUCACGGCGGUCUGUCUGGCCGCGAGGGAGGUCUUUUUGAGUCAACCGACGUUGAUCGAGUUGAGCCCGCCCGUCAAGAUUGUCGGAGACGUUCACGGUCAGUACGCCGAUCUCAUCCGUCUGUUCGAGAUGUGCGGGUUUCCUCCUGCCGCCAACUACCUCUUCCUGGGCGACUAUGUGGAUCGGGGGAAACAGUCGCUGGAGACGAUCCUCCUGCUGUUGUGCUACAAAAUCAAGUACCCAGAAAAUUUCUUCUUGCUCCGGGGUAAUCACGAGUGUGCGAACGUGACGCGAGUCUACGGGUUCUACGACGAGUGUAAACGCCGUACCAACAUCAAGACGUGGAAGACCUUUAUCGACGUCUUCAACACGCUCCCGAUCGCUUCCAUCGUCGCUAGCAAGAUCUUUUGCGUACACGGUGGGCUCAGCCCGAGCUUGACGAGCAUGGACGAUAUUCGGCGGAUACAACGGCCAACGGACGUACCGGAUUAUGGGCUCUUGAACGAUCUGGUCUGGUCAGAUCCGAGCGAUACGGCGCUCGAAUGGGAAGACAACGAACGAGGGGUGUCGUAUUGUUACGGUAAAGCCGUCAUCAAUAGCUUCUUGGCGACGCAUGACAUGGACUUGAUUUGUCGGGCGCACAUGGUGGUCGAGGACGGCUACGAGUUCUACAACGACAGAACACUGGUCACCGUGUUCUCGGCACCAAAUUAUUGUGGUGAAUUCGACAACUUCGCCGCUGUCAUGUCCGUCUCGGAAGACCUGUUAUGUUCGUUCGAGCUGCUCAAGCCACUCGAUGGAGCGGCAUUGAAGAAGGAGAUGGCCAAGAACAAGCGGAAAAGUCUGCAACAGCAUCAGUCACCGCCCAACACCCAGGUGGUACAGACUUUCUAGGCUUUUUACCUCGUCUCGGUUUCGGUACCCACCUUCACUCCCCCUUUCCCGACGGCCGGAUCGAUACACGGACGCUACACGUCUCUCUCCCUCACGCUCGCAUUCCUCGCUCCGGGUCCCUGGUUCUCCCUCUUCUCGAUUGCAUCGAUACCCUCCACUCCCUCGUCAAGUCAUAUCUGGAAACACCUCGUCAGGGCUCCCACACGCCGGCGAGUCGAAUCAUCCUCCUGUACCACCAGUCUCAAGUAUCGUCGCUAUGAACAGCGGCUCGAUAAGGCCUACCUCUUUUUCUCUCUCCGGGAACUUUUGUUGUCUCAUAUCGCUCCUGUCAAUCGGAGUCGCAGUCCCAUCAAUCAAUGUAUUUACGCUCAGCUCUGAAUCGUCCGAAAAGGAUCGCGCCGAUGAAAGUGCUAUGAAAAAUUGUCGAGUGAACGCGG